AUGGUGCUCGCGCUUCUGAUCCUUUUUGGAUCGGCCAGCGCCAAUAAUGCGUUCCCGCAUUGUGUUGAUAUUCCCGGAUUGUGGAUGUCGGCGCUUUACAUGGAUGUCGUUGAUUUUGUGGCGACUGGUGACACCACAGAUCCGAGAUGGUAUUGUCGGCAAGAUGAUCCGGAUGGCGGCAUCUACUUCAGUAUGCGCAUCGAGCCUGAGAAUCUCAAAGCGCAAUCGACGGAACGACACCGAAUCAGCGGCGAUGGUCCGAUGCGUGCCAGGGACAAUUCGAAGAAUUGUAUGGAUCCGGGCCUCUAUUGGUGCAUCGAGGACGCGAUCAGGGACAGCAAAAACGGCGAUUGCAAAUUCAUCGCUGACACCAUUGAAUAUCGCAUCAACAAGCCGAAUUAUGCGGUAAUUUGUGUGAAAUAUAAAGGAUACGGUUUCGAUGACAUCAUCACGGACCCGAACUAUUGCACGUACGACGUGCCGAAUGGCAUGUUCACUUGGACGGUGGUGAUCGCGAAACUCAACCACGCCAUCCCUUUAAUUCCAUUGCCAUAUAUGCCUGAAAAUCAGUAUGAUAUUCUGUCCAACCCAUUUUUGUGA
Molecule: messenger RNA, 600 nt
Organism: Caenorhabditis bovis
Lineage: Eukaryota; Metazoa; Nematoda; Chromadorea; Rhabditida; Rhabditidae
Source: the annotation of a GenBank genome assembly